AUGAGCGGCGGCUCAACCGUCCAACGCAUCGAUGCCCUCGAUGCCUUCGCUCGAACCCUCUAUCUUCGCGCCAAACAAUCAGGUCUUCCAUUUACUGAAGUCGCGACUGCGGUUAGAAAUCUACAUAUAGCCCUGCGACAUCUGCGUAUCGAAGCAGCCGACCAAGAUUCUGUUCUCAGCACUUUCAAAACCUCGUCCUCGUCCUCGUCCUCGUCCUCGUCCUCGUCCUCGUCCUCGUCCUCGUCCUCGUCCGUCUACAGUCGCCAGCUCGAGCCUCUCGUCGAUGACUGUGAAUUCACCCUUGGUCAACUUGAGCGUCAUCUAGAUAAGUAUGGCGAUGGCCGCGCUGUUAUGACAGAAGAUGAGCGCCAGCGCGACCAGGAACUCUCCAUCAUCAAGCAUAAACUGGUUGGGGACAAGACCAGUGUAGAGAUGUUUCUCGACGCCGUUCAGCUGCAUGCCGAGAACAGACCCGCAAGGGUUGUCGAAGGCCAAGAGGGACUUGAGAAAAUCAAGGAUGUGGUUGACGAAAUCGCCACUAAACUAUUCCGAAACCGCAACGAGGGCAGUUUUACUGAAGACGAGGAUGGUCUCUGGCGUGAGUUCAAGAUCGAGCUCGAAGCUCAAGGGUUCUCCCCCCAAGUGCUACGCAAACACAAAGAUGUUCUACGAGCAUACGUUCGCGAGCUCGAGUCCGUUCAGAACCAGUACGGUGGUAACUAUCCCACCGUGAGAGGUCUCUUGGAGCAUGAAGCAAGAUCACAGCCCACCUCGCCCCAAGAGCUCGACAGUAGUCCUUACAGAAAAUACCCACCCGUUAUUAUCACUGGUGGGCGAGGGCGGUCAAACAGCGACACCGCGCGAGAGCCUAUUUCAUCGUCCCCAAGAGAUGGAGACAAUGAAUCUGACUACUCCAUGGCAAUGGUGUCGACCCAGGAUCUCCUCGCCAUGGAUAACUUCAACACGCGAAUGGCAAAUCUGACUGUCCAGGGCAACGACCAGUACAGUUUGUCUCCUGGACAUAGACAGAUGCCACCAAACAGUUUGCCAGAUGUUCCAGAGUUAUCGAGUUCCCCAAUCACACGCCACAUUGAGUCGUCUCCACGCUCCAUGCCCCCUAUGCCUCAUUCUAUCAGUAGCAGGCCCCCCUCUUACGGGAGCAGUCCCCGGAGCAGCGCUCCUCGGCUUGCACCUGAUCGAUGGGGUAAUGAGAUUCCUCCUGAUGCUCAGUGGACCAGAAUUAGACGGGAGCUAGUUAGCCCCGAAGUCCUUGAACGAGCUGGCGUGCGCUAUGAAGCUCGCCCAGACUACGUUGCAAUCUUGGGCCGUUUGACUCGAGAACAAGUGUCUGAGUUCGCCCGUGAAAGCGCUGCCUGUCGAGCUGCUCGUUCAAGACGUGGUCCUCCGCCUCGCAAGCACGACCACCACUCUGAGCGGCGCGAUUCGAAGAGUAGCCGGGAAGACGAUGAUGAUGAUAGCGGAGUGUUUGACGAGACCGAUACCUCAGACGAUGAGGAAGACAAGUCGUAUGAGAAAGGAACCAAGAGUUAUCCGUAUAUCGUCAAUCCUCCCACAAAGAACCCGACAUCUCCUUCGAGCACAACAAUGCCGAAGCCAAUUCUCAAGAACAAAAACGAAAACCACGUGCGCUUCGACCCAGAGCCGUACGAGGUUGACGCCCGAAGUCUCCGAUCAUACAGGGAUGAUCGCCAUCGUGAUCGUGAUCAUGAUCAUCAUCGUGAGCGCCGGCGACAGAGCCCUACCAGAUCAUCGCGACGUUCGCGAAGAUACUCUGAUAGUGCAGAUCGCCACUCACGAAGCGAUAGACACGGCGACUAUUACUACGACAGCGGAAAGCGGUACCAUCGCGAGAGAGAUCGUGAUCGUGAUCGUGACCGCGACCGUGAGCGGGAUCGUGACAGAGAUCGCGAUAGGAGAAGCACCAGGAGGGAAGAUCGCCCUCAAGGAAAAAAGAAAUGGGGUGAAGCUCUUGGCGCUGUUGGCAUUGGCGGUGCAGCAGUGAGCCUUUUGAGCGUCCUCGCUGAAGCAGCAUCUUGA
This is a messenger RNA of Fusarium tjaetaba, 2058 nucleotides long. RefSeq lists its product as uncharacterized. The coding region runs from base 1 to 2058 and encodes 685 amino acids. Lineage: Eukaryota; Fungi; Ascomycota; Sordariomycetes; Hypocreales; Nectriaceae. The transcript has 2 exons. The record is from RefSeq and is a predicted model, not a curated record.